Molecule: messenger RNA, 1567 nt
Organism: Daucus carota subsp. sativus
Lineage: Eukaryota; Viridiplantae; Streptophyta; Magnoliopsida; Apiales; Apiaceae
Product: pelargonidin 3-O-(6-caffeoylglucoside) 5-O-(6-O-malonylglucoside) 4'''-malonyltransferase
Exons: 1
Coding region: 110-1402 (430 amino acids)
Source: RefSeq, a predicted model, not a curated record
UCACAUGUGUAUCACGGCAUUGGAGGAUAAUUUGUGCGCCUAUAUAUGUACGAGAAUCAAAAUCAACAUGUCAUUGCCAAAACCCAAGUUCUAAUACAGGCAAAACAGAAUGAAGGUUCAGAUUCUAACAAGGGAGUUUGUGAAGCCCUUAAUCCCAACUCCUCCUAAUCUUCGCAACUACAAAAUAUCUUUCACUGAUGAGCUUGCUCCAGUCAUUAAUGUUCCCAGCAUUCUUUACUAUCAAGCCCAUGAAAAAAUCAAAGCCACCUCAAUGUGUGACAUCCUAAAAACUUCAGUCGAAAAGGCCUUGCCUAAAUUCUACCCUUUUGCAGGAAGAUACGUAAAAACCAGCCGUGUUAUUGAUUGCAGUGACCAAGGAGUUGAGUUUGUGACAGCGCAAACAGAUAGCCAGCUCGCGGAGAUUCUUGGCCUGGGAAAGAAACUGAAGGUUGAGCUUAUUGAUCAGUUACUUCCAUGUGAUGUUCAAGAAGCUGAUGAAGUCACAGACCCCUUGUUAUGCAUUCAAGUCACUAUGUUUGACUGUGGUGGCCUGGCUCUUACUAUGUGUUUUGCACAUAGGAUUGGUGACGCGUCAACCAUAAGCGCCUUCAUGGCAGGAAUGGUUGCUGCAAGCCAAGGCUUGAGUUUAGAAUUAUUUCACCCGAGUUUCGAUGUGGCCUCAUCCUACCCUGGAAAAGGCCUGCCUCAUUGGAAACUAAACUGGACAAAUAAGAAUGUCACAAAGAGGUUUGUGUUCGACAGUAAGGCGAUAGAAAUACUACGAAACAGGGCCAGGCUUACAGGUGCCAAUGGCAAAAGUAAGCCCUCAAGAGUACAAUUGGUUAAUGCAAUCAUAUUGCAGGCUCUUAUUAGCAUAGACAGGGCUAAAUAUGGUCAUUUCCGCGCCACAUACUUUAUGCAGACAAUGAAUUUGAGGGAAAAGGCUAAUCCCCCUAUACCAACAGAGUCUUUUGGGAACCUAUUUGGCCUUGCCACCGUAAAUCUUGAGGCUGGCCAAGCCAAGGACAAGGGAUAUGGACACCAUGCAGACAUGCUAAGUGAUUCGGUGAAGGAGGCGCUUGAGGCCUACAAAACCAUGUUGUUGCAUCAUGAAGAUGGUCACAGGAAGGUGAUCGAUCCGUUCUUGGAGUCGAAUGAGAAGAUGAGUGAUCCGGAUGUGAAUGCCAUAAUGCAUACCAGUUGGAGUAGAUUUCCUUAUUAUGAAGCUGAUUUUGGUUGGGGAACUCCUGUAUGGGCAAGUGCUGCUUCUUUGCCUCUAAAGAAUGUGGGUAUUUUGCUGGAUACAAAAGACUGUACAGGGAUUGAAGCAUGGGUUUACUUAGAAGACACUGAUGUGCCCUUGUUUGAACAACACCCUGAUAUCUUGGCCUUGACCACAUAGCUGAUUGAGCUGAAGAAUCAAUUGCAGCCCGUUCACACAGUAUACGCAUCUUAGUGCUAAAAUUUGGUUUGCUAUGGUUUUUUAUGACAAUUCAGUUUGAGUUCCAAGAAUUUGAUAUGCAGUGUCUGUAUGAUUGUCAUAAAAUAAAAUUGCCCUGUUAGCUAG